GCCGUUACGAAUUCUACUGCACUACGCAACAAAUAAGCCAUUCACCGUCACCAUUGACGUUUGUAUUCCCGUGCCCGCUCACCCCCCUCUGGCACUCUUCUUCUCCUCUCUCUAAAUAUUCAUUCGAACUGUCUCAAACUGCCGAUCCUCAUUCUUUUCUUUAUUCGGAUGAAUUUAUCCAUCUCAUCCAAGUAUUGAUUUCGCAAGCUUGACAGAGAAGAAGUUUUUUGUUUCUGUGUAAUCAUCAUAACAGAGCAAGCCCAGACGCGUUUUCUCAUCUCCAAAAUCUCUUCAUGCGGCGGCAUAUAUGAUAUAUAUAUGUGCCCUCUAUUCAUCGGAAUCAUAAAUCCAUUACGCAAUUCGCAGAAUGAAGGAAAGCAAUUUCAGACCCAGAUGUUUCGUUCUCAUUCUCCUCCUUUCAGCACCUUUUAUUCUCCUCAUUUUCUCCCGCCGGACAUCCUUCUCCUCCCUCAUAUUUUCUGCCGCCGAUCGCCGAUCUACAUCCAGCGACGAGAUUCCGGGUCUCCGGAUCCGGCCAGGAUACUCGUCCUAUGACAAGUACAUCCAGCGUCAGCUCAACAAGACCCUCAAUCCGAAGCUCCGGAAGAUUUGGACGACUCGAGAUUGGGAGCGGAAGAUCGAAGUUUUCAGCGCGUUUUUCCGAGAUCUUAAAUCGGAGGGUUUCCUCUCCAAUUCUUCCAAGGCACUCUGCAUCGGUGCCCGGACGGGCCAGGAGGUGGAGGCUCUGAGACGGGUCGGAGUUUCCGACUCCAUCGGCCUUGAUCUCGUCCCGUCGCCGCCGCUGGUCGUCCGCGGCGACUUCCACCAGCAGCCGUUCGACGCCGGAACGUUCGACUUUGAAUUCUCAAACGUCUUCGACCACGCCCUCUACCCGGAGAAAUUCGUCGGCGAGAUCGAGCGGACGCUGAAGCCCGGCGGCGUUUGCGUGUUGCACUUGUCGGUUUCGCGGCGGGCCGACAAAUACUCGGCCAACGAUUUGUACAGCGUUGACCCGAUGAAGAAACUGUUCAAGCAAUCCGAGUUGGUUCACACCCGGACCAUAGACGGGUUCGGGUUGGAUACGGAAGUGGUUUUCAGGAAAAAGAAGAUCCAACGGUGACAAUCAUUUUUUUACCAUAGUAGUUUUAUUUUACUGUGAAGUAAAAUUUAUUCAUUUGUUUGUUUAUUGAUAUACUCCGUAUUAAAUGGAAAGUCAUUCUUCUGCGGGAAUGUGGUGUCUACUACUGGUGUCACCGAUUUGCUUUUAGUUGUACGUACCUUUUGACUUGUGCUUCCAUUGCUUUAAUGGCUGAUUGGUGGAACCAUAAUUUAUUUAUUGAAGGUUACUCCGUAAAAGUUAAUGGUCGGUCUCAUUUGCAUCAC
Messenger RNA from Cuscuta epithymum, 1383 nucleotides. NCBI's taxonomy places the organism in Eukaryota, Viridiplantae, Streptophyta, Magnoliopsida, Solanales, Convolvulaceae. The record is from the annotation of a GenBank genome assembly.